Messenger RNA from Diachasma alloeum, 3476 nucleotides. It is a transcript of the gene Sec63, whose product is annotated as translocation protein SEC63 homolog. The record is from RefSeq and is a predicted model, not a curated record. The transcript has 8 exons. The coding region runs from base 260 to 2503 and encodes 747 amino acids. Gene Ontology annotation, biological process: SRP-dependent cotranslational protein targeting to membrane; post-translational protein targeting to endoplasmic reticulum membrane. Gene Ontology annotation, cellular component: Sec62/Sec63 complex. Lineage: Eukaryota; Metazoa; Arthropoda; Insecta; Hymenoptera; Braconidae. Gene Ontology annotation, molecular function: transmembrane protein transporter activity; RNA binding.
UCUUGCAAUCAUCGGGAUUUACCAGCCGAAUCCCUUCCUAACCUCAAAAUUUACAUGUUUUUCCUCAAUUUUUCCAGGUGGACAGGGAAAAAGGAAUAAAAAAAAGUCAUCACUGUUGACUGAUAAAAAAAUUUCAAGAAACAAUUGUCCACGUCGAGUGACUGAAAGUACUUAAACACUCGGUUGUACAUUAAACACAUGUACUUAAUACUCGUGAAUACGAUAUUCAUGAUUAAUAGUAUAAACAUUUGAAUGAGUUAUGGGUGGACAAAAAUUUCAGUACGACGAGAGCGGUGGAACGUUUUUCUAUUUUCUACUGUCAUUUCUCGCACUUGUUCUUGUACCUGGGACGUACUACCUCUGGCCACGAUCAUCUAAACAAGAUCCAGAUCAAUUAUUAAGGAAGUGCAGAUGUCCAGGAUGCAAGAGGAAGAAGGAGAUCCUGGCCCAGCAGAAUCCCGGCAAGGCGACAAAAACGAUCCUAAUAAAAAUGUUUAUCAUCGUCUGCUGGAUAUUCCUGGCGUUGCUAGCUUACAAGGUCUCCCAGUAUGACGCAGAAAUGGCGAACUUCGAUCCUUACGAGAUCCUCGGAGUGUCUCCGGGAGCAUCGGAGCGCGACAUAAAACGAUCCUACCGCAAGAUCUCGCUGAUCCUUCACCCAGACAAGGAGACUGGAGAUGAGAAGGCCUUCAUGAAGUUGACGAAGGCGUACCAGGCGCUGACGGACGACGAGGCCCGCUCCAACUGGGAGAAAUACGGAAACCCUGAUGGUCCUGGGGCGAUGUCCUUCGGUAUUGCCCUCCCCUCGUGGAUUGUUGAGAAGAAGAACUCGGUGUGGGUCCUGGGGCUGUACGCCAUGGUCUUCAUGGUGGCCCUGCCCACGGUGGUGGGCAUGUGGUGGUACAAGAGCAUCAGAUACACAGGAGAUCAAGUUCUCCUCGCCACCACCCACAUGUACUACGGCCUCUUCAGUGGCACCUGCACAACCGUCCUCAAGCGCGUCAUCAUGAUCCUCGCAGCCUCCUACGAGUUUUGUCGUGGUGCCAAUGCCGAAAUAGUCGAGCGCCAGUCCGACAACGAGGAGGUCCCCUCCCUCAUAAAAAAGCUCCCCAACCUGGGGGAGAAGAACAAGGAGACGCCUCUCUGUCAUCACUACUCCAUCAAGGCCAGGGCGAUAAUCCACGCCCAUCUCACCAGGAUUCCCCUGAAUCCCCUGACCCUAGAGAAGGAUCGCCAGUACAUUGUCAAGAAGUGCCCCUAUCUCAUCCAGGAAAUGGUGACGUGCGUCAAUCAGCUGAUCAUGCUGGCGUACUCUGGGAGGGUGCCACUACUGCCCACCAUUCACACAAUCGAGAACUGCAUGAAACUCUCACCCAUGAUUGUUCAGGGCUUCUGGGAGUUUUCUAAUCCCCUGCUGCAGCUGCCUCACAUUGAGGACGAACAUCUCAAGCACUUCCUGGGGAAGAAGAAGAAUAUCAAGACUCUUCAGCAGCUCGCACAGCUCAAGGGGAACGAGAGGCGGCAGAUCCUGAGGAUGCUCAGUGAUGAGCAGUAUGAGGAUGUCAUGAGGGUCUUGGGGAACAUGCCUUAUGUCGACUUCAAGGUACAAUCGGAGGUAGUCGAUGACGACAAUCCAACGGUCUACACCGCCGACGCAAUUGUCACAGUAACAGUCACCCUGACAAGAAGGGACAUGAGGGAAUUGUUUGGCGAUGAAACAGCAAAGGAACAGACAGUGGACGAAGGAGAGGACAAGGAGGAUAAAGACGAAAAAGAGGAUAAGGAUGAGCAGGCUGUCCCAAUGAAGAAAACCCCCUGGUUAAAGCAGAAAAAAGGUGGAAAAUCAAAGCUCGACAAGAAGAAGAAGCAGCGAGUGUCCAAGAAGUCCACCCCGAAGGGCAAAAAAUCCCCAGAGGAUGAUAACGAGAAGGAGAAGAACCCCCAGGGGCCGGUGGAUCAAGCCAAAGACGACAGCAGUGAGCACUCUGAAGCCGAGAGCGAGAAGAGCGAUGAGGAGCCUGAAAAAGUCAAGGAAAUCAAUCAAGAGGACGACGACGAGGAGUGGGAGAAGUUCCAGCAGAGGAUAGCCAAGAAGGAGAGGGUUCUCGAGGGUAGGAGCAAUGUCUCACACGAGGUGCACUGCCCCCUCUUUCCGGAUGACAAGCAGGAGUACUGGUGGGUCUACAUCUGCGACAGGAAAUCCCACACCCUCAUCACGACACCCAUUCACGUGACUGGGCUCGUUGACAGGGAGGAGGUACAGCUGAGGUUCACUGCACCCGGCUGGCCAGGCCUCUACACCUUCUCGGUGUGCCUCAGGAGUGACUCCUAUCUGGGAUUCUAUCAGACUCAGGACAUCAAGUUGGAUGUUGAAGAAGCCCCAGCAGUACUUACUCAACACCCACAAUGGGACAUUUCCGACGAAGAAACUGCCGAGGAGAAUGACGCAGUCGAUGAACAUUCCGAGUACACCACAGAUGAGGAUAUCAGUGACAAUGAAUGAGAAAAAAACCAAAUUAAUUGAAUAAUUCAACGUAACUCAUAGAUGAAGUGGUAGAACUAUUCAAUCAUUCCAAUCUUGACUAAAUGUGCAAUCAUCUGCGUAAUGAAUUGAUUUAGAGGAAAAUCUUAUUAACAUUUUUUGUAGGAAAUUUAAUUCUCCACAAAAAAUGUUUUCUGCCAUUCUUUCGUAAAACUACUCAUUACUGAGAUAAUCGCAAUUAACGAAAACAUUGAAUUUCACUCAUUGAUUUAGCAGAAUUGACCAUUUUUAUUAAUUGUUUAUUUAUCUCGAUGACAGUUGAUUCGAUCGAAAAAUGUCAUAAGAUCUUUUUGGCGGAGAAUUAAAUUUCCAACAAAAAACUUUUUUAGCAUUUUUCUCUAAAACUGAAAGGUAAAACGUGGGAACAAAUUAAACAAGUGGAAUAGCGACUAUUUUGAACAAUUCAGGACAUUUUUGUUUUUAGUCGAGGGUCAAAUGGUCUUAAGGGUCUCACGGGUUAGAGCAGUGACCAGAACCGGUCAUUUGACCCUUGAAACAAUUUUAACUUCAACGAAAACAAAAAAAAACCCUCAAUUUUGAAGUUCCACCACUUCAUUAUCAAAAAAUAAUAAAAAUUAACUAAUUAAAGUUAAAUAAAUGAACUAAUUAAUCACAGCUGACGAAGGUAAUCAGCUCGACAGCUACUGUCUUCUCAAAUUCCCUUUUAUACUGAAAAAUCAAUGAAUAAAAUUAAAAAAAUCCGUUGCUGAGUGAAUGAAAUCCUUUAAUUCACUCUAGAUCUGAAGUAAUAAUUUUUUAUGCGUGAAAAAUUUACAUCGUCAUAGACAAACGACAAUUUAUUAUUGAAGUAGACGUGUGUAUGGUACUAUUACGGGGCAUAAUUACAAUGCAAGUGUGCAUUAUUGGGACAAAUACAAUAACGUUUAUAAAUUCAUCAUGGAAAUUAUGAAAUUAUACAUAUUAUACAUAAGAA